CGGUUGGACGCGUAUUUUGUUCAUUGUUUACACUAAAUGAUUGGAACGUGAACUUUACGCAAUUACAAUUGUUUUAAGGAGAUGUGUUAUAGUGCAAAGAGCUUGAUAUAAAGUGAAAGGAAAUUUAUUUAUAGCAGCGGAAUUUAUAUUGAAUUCGACGAAAUGAAGCAAGACGAAAGAAAGGGCGGGACAAUAGUCCUUGAAAAUUUCAAUUCCACGGCCAACCUCGCGUCCAACCCAGGUUUCCAGUCCACAUUAAGUCUAGGAUCGAAAGAAGUCAUCAAUGAGAAGCCAUACAAUCCAUUCGAACAUAGAAAUGUACAGCAUCCUAAUUCAACUAUUGGAUCCUUGGUGCAUCUCCUAAAGUCGUCCCUCGGGUCUGGCAUCCUGGCGAUGCCUGCUGCCUUCAAGAACGCCGGCCUGGCUGCCGGCGCUUUGGGCACUAUCAUUGUUGGAUUCAUUUGUACACAUUGUGUUUAUGUAUUGGUAAGGACAUCACAAGAACUAUGCGUUGAUGCAAAGAAGCCAUCUAUGGGAUUCGCAGAGACAUGCGGCGCGGCGUUUGAAUAUGGACCUAAGAGACUUCGACCGUGGGCUAAUUUUGCAAGAACUUUUGUGGAUUAUGCAUUAACCUGUACUUAUUUGGCUGCGCUCUGCGUUUACGUGGUCUUCAUUGCAGAAAACUUCAAAGAGGUCCUAGAUGAGUAUGUACCGGACUAUAAACUCUCUGUUGAGACAUAUUGCGCUCUAACUCUAGUGCCAUUGGUGCUGAUUUGCCAAAUUCGGAACCUCAAAUGGUUGGUCCCGUUCUCUGCCAUUGCCAACAUAUUCCUCGUCAUCUGCUUCGCAAUCACCAUGUACUACAUCUUCAAUGGACUACCAAAUCCAGCUGAGAGGGAAAUGGUCGCCAGUGUUACGCAAUGGCCUUUGUUUAUAAGCACGGUUAUAUUUGCAAUGGAAGGCAUUGGAGUCGUGAUGCCGGUCGAGAAUGAAAUGGCGAAACCUGAACAGUUCUUGGGAUGUCCCGGUGUUCUCAACGUGGCCAUGACUGUUGUGAUAUCUCUGUAUGGGAUCGUGGGCUUCUUUGGUUACAUCAAGUAUGGAGAUGAUGUGAGAGGCAGCGUCACUUUAAAUCUACCGCAAGAUGAAAUUCUUGCACAAAGUGCGAAGAUACUAAUGGCUCUAGCGAUCCUGUUCACAUACAGUCUACAGUUCUAUGUCCCUAUGGAGAUGAUAUGGCGGCAGAUACACGAACGUGUCUCUGUGCGUUAUGAGAACAUCACGCAGAUCACUAUACGUACCGUCGCUGUUGUUGGCUCAGUGGCUUUGGCUGCCGCCUUCCCUGACUUGGAGCUCUUCAUCAGUCUCUGCGGAGCGAUCUUCCUCUCCAGUCUCGGUCUACUAACGCCUGCCAUUGUUGACACCGUCCACAACUGGGACCGAGGUCUGGGCACCUUUAACUGGAUCCUCUGGAAGAACCUAUUCAUCUCCUUGAUAUCCCUGAUCGCUUUGUUCGCUGGUUCCUACGUAUCUAUCCAAGGCAUGGUCCACAAGUUCAGUGCAACCAACAGCACCUUAGAGAUGAUACAACCUAAUAGUACAAUUAAUGCAAUUAAUGGUACAUUAGUUUUAUGAGCUGUGAUUACUGAAUUUAACUCAUAAAAUUAAAAUAAAACGCCUCGUAUGGUUGUGCGUAUUUCUUCUGAUACAUUAUCGUCGUAGGCUCUUUUACUUACCUAAUUAGAUUAUUUUAAUAAUUAAUUAAGUAAAUCGACCUUUAUAUUUGUAAAUUUUACUUACAUAAGUGCGAUAAUAAAACUCACGAUGAAUUUGUAUUAAAAAACUUAAAAGUGUUAAAAUUUAUCGUAAGUUUAUUACGUAAGUUAAUCUUACAGAUGUAAAGUGUAUAUUAUAAAUAUUGACCGCUAACAGUGAUUGGUGUUUUUUUAUUAAAUUUAUAUUUUAUAUUAUACAUUUAAUUCACAAACAUCGAUUAAAUCUAUACAUAUAAGAAUCGAUCAAAUGCAUUGUAUCGAUUUAAAACUGUUCUGCGGUUGUGACUUCGUGAUAGAAUGAUUGUAUGAAUGUUAGACAUUACGUUAAUAAAAAAAUAUACUUUAUAAAUCACAUCACUAAAUCGUAAAGAUGUAUUUAAAGUUUAAAUAGUGUUUUUGAAUAUUUAAUAUUUGUAUAUAUUGACGAUUGACAUGUAUUUAUUAAAAUUUUCUAUUUUUCUAAUUAUUAAUCAUGACAAUCGUGAAACGAUAAAUUUACAUAUUAUAUUUAUCAUUCCCCGUUAUGUUUCCAUUCAAAAUCGAUAGAUUUUAUUCUGAAGCGUGCCAUGACUAUAACCUAUGAAACUGUAAGAUUUUAUCGAUAGAACAAGCAAGGAAUAUAACAUUAUAAUGGAAUUAGAGACAGAUAACAUGGUAAAAAACUUACAAUAAUAAUUUCAUCGAGAUAUUACAAAUAAAUAAUUUAACCUAAUGCAACAUAUCUGAUAUAGAUACAUAUAUUAAUGAAUGAUAAAUGAAUGGAAUGCGCUAACGGUUUACGCUGGCACCAGUGAAGGAUGAUAAUAGAAGUAUUUUCAAAGGUCAGUUAGCACAUUAUAACGAAUGAGAAAUUAAACACAAUAGUUUCCAGAGGGACAAAUUGCUAACAAUCUCCUUGCGCCCCAACUACAUAUAUCAAUACUAUAAUAUCUGUUUUAGUACAAUAUUCAAAAUGUAUUUAGUAUUGCCAAUUAAUGGUGUGCUUGUUUAGUAUGAAGGAUGUUGUAAACAUAAACUUCAACGAUUUAGCCAGUUGCCCAACUAUUAUGAGAAUGAACUUUACAGGCUUUAGUUAUUACAAAGUGUAGUUUAUUACAAAUUGAUGAUAAUAAGUAUUCUUAACCUAUUUUUUUAUUUUAUUAAGAAUAAGAAGAUGUAAUGUCAUUUAAUUUACGGUAAUUUACUAGGUUAAGGUAGUCCAAGAGACUGUAAACUAGAAUAUUAUUUUUAAUCGUACGAAAACUGAUAGUAGUAUAUGAAAUUUUAAAAAAAUGUAUUUUAAGAAAAAAUCUGUAUAUACAAAUGUAACUAAAAGAAAAAGAUAAGCUGUAAGCAUUGCCAUGACGAUUCCAAUUAAUCUGAUGUUUUAUCAAUUUAUGAAUAUAAAAUAGUUACCAUAGUAUAUAAAAUUUGAGAAAAUAAGGUUUUAUUUAAAUCGAAUUUAUGUUUCAUGGUUUCAACCUUAGCUAUUUUGUUUUGCUACUUUAAAUAACUACUAAUAAUAAUGUUAACAGUUAAGUAAGUUUAUUAUAUAUUUAAUUUGUUAAGGAUCAACACGUAACACUACAUAUAUGAUGACUGCGUACAAACAAGC
Messenger RNA from Achroia grisella, 3369 nucleotides. RefSeq names its product proton-coupled amino acid transporter-like protein pathetic. Gene Ontology annotation, biological process: amino acid transmembrane transport. The transcript is spliced from 10 exons. Bases 163 to 1635 code for a protein of 490 amino acids. Gene Ontology annotation, molecular function: amino acid transmembrane transporter activity. Lineage: Eukaryota; Metazoa; Arthropoda; Insecta; Lepidoptera; Pyralidae. The record is from RefSeq and is a predicted model, not a curated record. Gene Ontology annotation, cellular component: vacuolar membrane.